Molecule: messenger RNA, 3475 nt
Organism: Cicer arietinum (chickpea)
Lineage: Eukaryota; Viridiplantae; Streptophyta; Magnoliopsida; Fabales; Fabaceae
Molecular function (GO): protein binding; mRNA binding
Source: RefSeq, a predicted model, not a curated record
AAAUUAAAAUGAUUAUUAUCAAAAUGAAACAACUCCACCGAAAGUGAAAAACCCCAAACUAAAACUAUUUUUCAUUGCGUCGCAAACGCAAACACAUUGACUGCAAUGUCAUUUCCUGUAUUCAGAUUAAGGUACGCUCUCUCUGUUCCCACUCUCAAUUUUCUUCCAUUCUCCACUUUCCUUCUUCGAUUAUACUCUCAACCUCUUCCCUCAUUCAUUCCCAAUGUUGACGACGCCGUUUCAUCGUUCAAUCGAAUCCUCUCUAUCAACCCUACUCCACCAAUCUUCGAAUUCGGUAAAAUUUUAGGUUCCCUUGUUAAGAUGAAUCAUUUCCACACUGCUAUUUCAUUUUCACAACAAAUGGAACUCAGAGGAAUUCAACCUAACAUUGUUACUUUAAGCAUUUUGAUUAAUUGUUUCUGCCAUAUGCAUCAACUCAAUUUUGCAUUUUCUGUAUUGGGAAAGAUUUUUAAGCUAGGUUAUCAACCAAAUACUGUAACAUUGACUACACUUAUCAAAGGUCUUUGUCUUAACGGCGAGGUUAAAAGAGCACUGCACUUUUGUGAUGAUGUUAUAGCAAAGGGAUUUCAGUUGAAUGGAUUUAGUUACGGGACAUUGAUUGACGGAUUAUGUAAAACAGGAGAAACAAGAGCUGCUGUGAAAUUGCUUCGAAUGAUUGAAGGAUUAUUGGUUAUGCCUAGUGUGGUAAUGUACACAACAAUUAUUGAUAGUCUUUGCAAGGAUAAACUUGUGAAUGAUGCCUAUGAUUUAUAUUCUGAAAUGAUUGUCAAGAAAAUUUCUCCUAAUGUUGUUACUUAUAGUAGUUUAAUAUAUGGAUUUUGUAUUGUGGGUCAAUUGAAAGAAGCAGUUGGUUUGUUCAAUGAAAUGAUGUUGGAAAACAUCAACCCUGAUGUUUAUACGUUUAAUAUAUUGGUAGAUGGUUUAUGUAAGGAAAGGGAGGUGAAAAAAGCUACGAAUGUGUUAGCUAUGAUGAUAAUAAGUGGAGUGAAACCUAAUGUUGUUACUUAUAGUUCUCUGAUGGAUGGGUAUUUUUUAGUCAAUGAAGUGAACAAGGCCAAAGAUGUAUUCAAAAGUAUGGCGCGAUGGGGAGUGAUUCCUAAUCUUCAAAGCUAUAAUAUUAUGAUUGAUGGGUUAUGUAAGCAUAAAAUGGUGGAUGAAGCUGUGAAUCUCUUUGCAGAAAUUCAUUCCAAAAAUAUGAUUCCUGAUACAGUAAGUUAUAAUUCCCUUAUUGACGGACUUUGCAAAUCGGGGAGAAUCUCUGAUGUUUGGGAUCUUAUAGAUGAGAUGCAAGGUAGAGGUCAACCAUCUAAUGCGAUCACCUUCACUUCCUUAAUAGAUGCUUUGUGCAAAGCCCAUAAUCUUGACAAAGCAAUUGCAUUAUUUACUAAAAUUAAGGACCGGGGAGUUCAGCCAGAUGUGUAUACAUACACAGUACUGAUUGAUGGAUUGUGCAAAGGUGGAAGACUUAAAAAUGCACUAGAAAUUUUUAGGAUACUUCUAAUUAAAGGUUAUCAUCUAGAUGUCUUGACGUAUACUGUUAUGAUCAGUGGCCUUUGUAAAGAGGGCUUGUUUGAUGAAGUAUUGGCCUUACUGUCAAAAAUGGAAGAUAAUGGUUGCAUUCCUGAUGCUAUAACUUAUGAAAUAGUUAUUCUUGCUCUAUUUGAAAAAGGAAAGAUAGAUAUGGCAGAGAAACUUCUUUGUGAAAUGAUUGCUAGAGGUCUAUUAUAAGAGUAAAACUUGUGUGGAUACUUGGCUCUUAUGAUAUUAGCAACUAGAGGGGGUGUUACUUGUCGCUUGAGAUCCUCAGAUUUUUCUAUUCUGAUGUCUUGAGAUCACAGCAAUUUUGUUCACAGGCUCUUGAGUAUGGUCCUGUCCAAUUGUAAAGCUUGAUUAACUUCCAGGUUUAUUAAUUAUAGCUUCAAUGAAAUUGUGUUCUUAGUCCUACCACUUAUAUGUGAAACUAAUGCUGCUCAUCCUUGCCCUUUGUAUUGAGGCUCUGAUUAGUUUAUAAUAUCAAAUAAAUUGUUUCCGUUGUUGGGUGUCUAAAGCAAGUUACUCUCUAGAAGCCCAAUUUUUAAUUUGUAUAAUUUUUUUUCUUAUAAAGUUCAAUGGCCCGCGUUCUAUUUAAUAGCUGUUGUCUGUUGUUUCUGAAUAAAAAGGUCAGUGAUAGUGCGAUUAUAUCAGUCAGCCGCUUAAUCAAACAUGUUCAUGUACUUAUCCUGUAUUGUUUACUCUUCCACCCCUUCCUUGUCACUUUAGUUGCAACGUCCAGCUUCUUUGCCUGCAAUGUUAUAAGUAAAUAGAGUAUUUUCACUCAAAAGAAAGUUACAUUAUUAGAUAUAUCAUGAUCGAGUGUUUAGUAAUGGAGGUAAAAUUAAACUAGAACUAGAGGUAUUCAUGAAGUGUGUAUGACGAACAUUCAAACCUUUAUAUCGACUUAUAUAUAUGAGAGGUUAGUCAGCCCAAAGCGCAUUUGUUUUGUAGAAAAAAGAUAGAUUUGCAAGUACUAGUCCACGUGGAUAAAUAUAGAUAGCGGCACUAAUGCCCUCUGUUGAAAUAGCAUACAGUCAACUAAAAAUUGGACCUAAAAUGUUAACAAGGAUAAAACAAAUUAUAGUCUUGUUGAUACUUCAGUAAGGAAAGUAAUGACAGCUCCAAUCAGAAUUCGGAAGGAGAGCAGCAGUUCAGCUUAAGAUAGAGGGUCCUAGAGUGUGGUUCAUGCCUUCCCUUCUCGACAUUAAUUUUUCCAUGGUUGACGACAUAAAAGAUAGCUCGAGUAUAAUUGGAUAAAAGCCAAAACUUCAUGCUAGAUACAGUCCUUGAUGAGUCUAAAACAACCAACCACAUAGCUCGAGUAUAAUUGAAUCAAAGCCAAAACUUCAUGCUAGAUACAGUCCUUGACGAGUCUAAAACAAACAACCACGGUGGAGGAAUACAGAGAGAUGUUUGAACUUAUCUCUGCACCGUUACAUCACGUGGAAGAGGAACUUUUGAAUGGACGGAAGGAUGCAGUGUGUGCAGAAGUAUGUUCGCAUAGUUCUGGUGGAAGAGAAAAACACGUUGGGUAAAGGUGACGAUGGGCUUGUCCGUGUUUCAUAGAUAAUUCAGCUUCUUUUGGGUAGCUAUCCUCUUGUUACUGCAUGGUUUCAAACUGAUAAAGACAGGGCAAGUUUAGCCAUGGGAACUUUUGUUUCUCUGCGAUUCAUCUUAUCUACUCUUUUCAGAUAUUUAUUUUUAUUGGUAUUAAUUCUUACUAUCCCUCUUGAUUGAGAAUGAUAGAAUGACUAACUAAUUAGUAUUUGGAUUGCUUUAUCUCUUUUUCAUUCAUCGUCUUUUUUAGUGUCUCAUAUAACAGACCAAGCUUAAAACUAAUAAGUAUUUGGAUUGUUUUAUCUCUUAUUUUUUAUUCUCUGUAUGUACCCCAAGUUUUAGAAAAAAACUAGAUUUCAAUUUA